Messenger RNA from Lactuca virosa, 582 nucleotides. The record is from the annotation of a GenBank genome assembly. Lineage: Eukaryota; Viridiplantae; Streptophyta; Magnoliopsida; Asterales; Asteraceae.
AUGAGCUUGAAAGUGGGGGAAAAAGAAGAGGACUUCUCUGUUGCCAUCACCGGAGAAAGAAGGAGAAAGUUAUGUGGUCUCGCCGAAGAGUUAGGUUUUGGGUGGUUGUCGUUAUCCACUCUUAGGAACAGUGAACUUCCUAAGAGGUUGGAGAAAUGGUCCCUCUUUAUUUCUAUAUGGGUUUUUAGGGUUGCUGUUUGGCUUGCAAUUUUGGGUUGGCUGACUUGCCGGUUCAAAUACCAAUACUGGAAGGUCUCUGGAGUCCACUCUCAAAUGCUGGCUAAUAUAUUAAAGAAAGAUCUUUUAAACGGUAUACAGUUGGAUUUGAUUUAUGCUCACAAGGUGUUUGAUGUUUUGCUUUCUUCCGCUUCUUUGCUCUUCGUCGCUAUCUUCUUCAGCAACAACAACGUUACUUGGAAACCAUGGAUGGAAAUAGAUCAAGCUACACUGCCAAUGUUGGAAAAAGUUUCAGUUAUAGCUGGGAAAGCAUGUGAUGAUCUUAGUUGGAAUUUUGAUCCUUUGCCUUUGUUGCCCUUCCAGGUAAUUUGGCAUUAUUUGGAAAACUGCAGCAGUCGAGGCUAA